Molecule: messenger RNA, 768 nt
Organism: Phycomyces blakesleeanus NRRL 1555(-)
Lineage: Eukaryota; Fungi; Mucoromycota; Mucoromycetes; Mucorales; Phycomycetaceae
Exons: 6
Coding region: 1-768 (255 amino acids)
Source: RefSeq, a predicted model, not a curated record
AUGCAUUGCCCUGAAGACUAUAUUCAGUAUAAAUCACCUAUAAAGUUGGAAGGAAACCAAAAGUUUUUUUCAACUAUCCGUGCAGCGGACUGGUCUUUUGAAAAUUAUUUCCAUAAAACUCAUCUCGAAGUCGACAAGAGUAAUAUCAAAAAUUGUGAUAGGAUCUCAAAAGACUACAUAAAGGACCUUGAAUCAGUAUCUAGACGAGGGAUACCAAUAGGGAUGUAUAUGUAUGUCAACAAUCUUUUACUAGACCGACAGAAGUUUGACACAUACAGACCUUCGUAUGUAUCCCUAGCCGCAGUUAGUGAUUAUGAAAACGAGCUGAAAGAAACCGAGGAGGAAAUGAAGGCUGAAAUGUCUGAUAUUGAUAGUGUCAAGAAUCAGAAUGAAGUUGGAUACUCAAAACGUCUUGAGUCCGAUGGAAUGACCACGGACCAAGAGCUGUUUAAGUUUUCAGGGAAAGAAGAACAGAUGCUCUUUUUUUAUAGAGUGCAAGACUACAAGCGCGCGGGUAUUGUGCGAGCCCACUGUCAACCGCCCAAUGUAUGGCUGGUUGCUUGCUGGUGUCCCGGCUGGUCGUUGGUCUGCUGCUUUCUGUUGCUUUCACAACGAACCAUUCGCUUCUUCUGGGGACGAUUCUUAUGGCAUCAUUUCUGUUACAAACUUUCUUUCUUUCUCUCGCCAGGACCAAACCUUGAAGUACAUCCAGAAUAUGAUUUAGGGUGUACAAACCGUGUCAGAAGACGCCAGAUUCAAGUCCCAUAG